GCAUUCUUCUCACUCUUCAAACCUGCGAAGAAGCCAGAGGAGGACCAAGAAACCGAACAGGAAAAGGAGGAGAAGGAGGCUGCCAAGGUCAAAGAAGUGAGCCGACGACUGGCCGAAUUGGAUAUCGCGAAUGUCACCGACGACCAUGUCCUGUACGCGCUACACUCCAAAUUCGCCGCCGGCGACGUCAACAAGGCGGUCGAGCUUAUGGAAUUGCAGAAGACGUCCUUUUCUGGCAAGAUUUCUCACUACAACCCCAAUAUUCGCAUGCUCGGUGCAGAGAAUCGCGGCAAUGUUACAUGCUACCUCGACGCCCUGCUCUUCGCCAUGUUCGCCAAGCUUGAGGCAUUCGAAUGCAUGCUCAAAACGGAGCUGCCAGAAGAACCACAGAGAAGACUCGCGGCUCUGUUGCGACUGUGGGUGAAUAUGCUUCGGAGCGGGAAGCUGAUCCAAACGGAUAUGACGCAGCACAUUCAAGAUGCACUUGCUGCAUGCGGGUGGAGGGAUGCGCAGUUGCUAGAGCAGCAGGACACAUCUGAAGCAUUCGCAUUUAUUACCGAGACACUCCAGCUUCCGUUGCUGACACUGCAAGUCGACCUGUUCCACCAAGGCAAGAAUGACGAGGCGGACCACAAGGUUGUCUAUGAGAGAUUGUUGAACCUGGCUGUACCUCCAGAUACCGAUGGCAAGGUUAUCAGGCUCGAAGAUUGUUUGGAGGAGUACUUCAACUCUCAGGUCGACGUUCACAGGGACAGUCUGGAGGAAAAAAGACGAAUGACUUUGACGCCUACGCCAAGAAGUCCUGAUGCGCCAGCAACGCCAUCAUCGCCUCGAAGCACAAUACGCAUCGUCUCAGAUGACGAUGAAGAUGAUAAUAAGGAGGCGGGUCCCGUAGCGACCGCCGAACAUGCCGAAAUGGCUCCGUUGGAGAGACGUUGGACGGAGCGCCCUGGUUCGCAGCCCGCUGGAUCGCAGGAAACACAAUUGUCGGGUAGACCUAACAGGUCCCGUACGGAAAGCAUCAUACAACGCGUUGUGCUCGACAACGGCGCAAGGCCCUUUGAUUCGGAUUCCGCAAGUCUCUUCGAGCGAGCCAAGCGGUCAGUAUCAGUCGUGAAGGCUGUUACCAUUCCUGCUUGGCAAUUUUUCAGGCUUAUCCCCUGGCACUCACCAGCCAAUGAGGAGCCUCGAAGUGAUCUAGAAGUCGCGCGGCACUUCAGCCAACGUCCGGUUGUCGGUAUUUGCCUCAAGCGGUAUAUGAUGAACGAUAAGGGUGUGCCCAUGCGGCAAAACACCUAUAUCGACAUCCCUGACAGUUUGAGGCUACCACACUUCAUUGUCGACGAGCGACAUGUUGAGGAGCAUGGCCUAAGCACAGAAUACAAGCUCAUCCUGCAGUCAGUUGUCUGUCAUCGAGGAGAUUCUCUACACUCAGGCCACUACAUCUCAUUCUGUCGCGUUGCACCCAAGCUUCUCACUGACAACCGCCGGCACGACAAUGACCCCCCGCCGGACUACGAAGAAGCACAGUGGGUUAAAUUCGAUGACUUGUGCUACGAAGAUCGCGUGAUAACAGUCGACGACAUCAAGCAGUCACUAAAGGAUGAGAUGCCAUACCUACUCUUCUACCAAGUUGUUCCCAUCGUCGACGUGACUGCCAGCUCCACGGAUGGGACUGAACUUGAACCGCCCUCUUAUACCAACACAACCCUGAAUGUCACAGUUUCGGAUAUAUCGGACCAUGCACAAGACAGGCCCGUUAUGUCGAGGCAAGCUAGCAGUUACUUCGAAAAUUGGAGCACCUUACCGUCGACGAAUGCUAGUGUAAGAUUCUCGUCUGAAUUAGAGCUACCAUCUCGGCGUAGCUUUGGCGAUGAUGAGGGUUUCUUGAGUGCUUCCCGCCGCGGAAGCCUUAUGUACGACACGUCCACCGGCGUCAGUCCGGUCGAAGGUCACUCGCCGGCAGUCACACCAUCGGAUGAAACGACAGCCCAGCGAUUGAGUCGGGCUGCCGCCAAGUUCAGCCGUGGCAGCAAGAGUCGGACAGACAGCCAAGCCGGGGAAGGAAGGAUCAGCAUCACCAUGUCGCGUCUGAGCGGGUUGGUGAGGGCAAGUAGAGAGCCGCUGCGCGACUCGACUUCCACGGAUCCUGAUGAGGAAGGCCAAGAGACAGCCAAUCCGAAUGGGACCAACGGAAAGGAUAAGGAUAAAGACUCCUCGCCUCAUCGUCACAAGCGAGGGCGAUCGAAAGCGCGGCCAGAUAAGGGGAAGGGGAAGGAGAACAAGAAG
Pseudomassariella vexata is the source of this 2289-nucleotide messenger RNA. RefSeq names its product ubiquitin carboxyl-terminal hydrolase-domain-containing protein. Gene Ontology annotation, molecular function: cysteine-type deubiquitinase activity; cysteine-type endopeptidase activity. Lineage: Eukaryota; Fungi; Ascomycota; Sordariomycetes; Amphisphaeriales; Pseudomassariaceae. The annotation marks the transcript as partial. The record is from RefSeq and is a predicted model, not a curated record. Gene Ontology annotation, biological process: protein deubiquitination. Gene Ontology annotation, cellular component: nucleus; cytosol. The transcript has a single exon.